Molecule: messenger RNA, 1941 nt
Organism: Eimeria acervulina
Lineage: Eukaryota; Apicomplexa; Conoidasida; Eucoccidiorida; Eimeriidae
Exons: 14
Coding region: 1-1941 (646 amino acids)
Biological process (GO): response to endoplasmic reticulum stress; regulation of proteasomal ubiquitin-dependent protein catabolic process; protein K69-linked ufmylation
Cellular component (GO): endoplasmic reticulum membrane
Molecular function (GO): UFM1 ligase activity
Source: RefSeq, a predicted model, not a curated record
AUGCUGAAGGCUGGGGACUUAUGCAGGAAGACAGCAUCUUUGUCUCUUCUUGAUGGAGACAUUAUCUCGUCUUCAUUCCUCUCUGCUGUAGCAGCAGAGACUGAACAACAGCUACAGGAAGAGGGGCGCGUGAUGCUGUCCGCCUUGGCGCAGAAACACAGUCUGCCUCUCUCCUUCAUCAAACAAGAAAUACCUCAAAGGCUCUGUCCCCAACUAGAGGUGUCUCUGCAGGCGGCCUCCUUGGAGACAGCAGCUUUUGCUGCUCACGUUGCUGCAGCAACUCGGGGUCUCCUCCGCGGUGCUGUGUCUCCUUUGUCUCUGACUGAAGCUGCGCAGGCCCUCGACUUACCUCUAGAGAAUGUGCUGCAUGCUGCGCUGGAGUUAAUUAAAAAUGACGAAGUGUUGUCGUUCUGGGAUGCGAAUGGGUUUGUCUCCUUCUCGCUGCUGCAGCAGAUAUUUGGGGUUGAGGCGAAGGCCUAUGCGAGGAGACAGCUGGAAGGAGCAACAGAACUGAGCACCGUCUUUAUCAAGGAGACACUUCUGUUGUCUCCUAAAGCGGCACUCGAGGAGACUCUUGCUGAGGAGAGCUGGGUAGAGCUCGCACCUUUGCUGCCUGCUGCUCUUACAGAAGGAGACUUAAAAGCUGUUGCUGCGCUGCUGCUGUCUCCUUUGGGCAGCACAAAGAAGGGGGGCCCCCAAGCACACGUCGUAGAGGGGGGUAUCGUUGUCUCUGAGGCCUUCAUAGCUGCGCUUACUGAAGCAUUAAACCCUACAGUGCAUGCAAAGGCUGUGCAAGCAGCAGCAAAUGCGGCAGCUAACAAGUCCCCUGCUGCUAAACAGCAGCAACAGCAGCAGCAGCAGCAGCAGCAACAGCGAGCAGCAAAAACGCCGACCAACGCAGCUGGCGAGAGCGACUGGGAAGAUGACAGCAAAAGGAGAGGCAGAAAGGGGAAGUCCUCAAAGGCUUCAGGGGGGAAGCAGAAGGCCUCUUCUUCGGCUGCUACGCAGCAACAGCAGCAGCACCAGCAGCAGCAAGAGCAAGGGGGGCUGGUGCUCGAGGACGUCGACGCUGCUGGGAUCGCCUCGUGGGAGUCGAUCCCAGAGCAUAUAAAGGAGGCAGUGUGGGGUUUGCUGCAGCCAAGGCUUGCCCAGGCUUUUGCUGCAGCACUUGCUACCUGCCAAGCCUCUGUGCUGCAGCAGCAGCAGCAGAAGGCAGCAGCAGAGGGCGAGUUGCUGCAGCAGCGCUACGAGGUGCUCUGCUUGGGCUUGAAGGCCUUAGAGGAACUGCAGCAGCAGCAGCAGCAGCAGCAGAAGCCGAGUCCCUUAGUUGCUUAUUUGUUUAAAUUUAAUGCCUUUGAAAUCAUCGACCGACUCAUCCUCGUGGCUUUCAGACAUGCGAGUGGAGAGGAGGUGGAGGUCAGCAGCAACAACCGGCAGCAGCUGCUGUCUCGCCUAGCAGCAAGCCCAGACGAAGGCAGCAGCAGCACUGCAGCAGCACUGCAGCAAGCAGCAGCUGCAGCAACCAAACGCGACACCGCAGCAGUGGGGGGACUCAUAAAAGAAGCAGCAGAUGAAUGCCACGUCUUUUUGCGUGCACCAGACAAACGACGGGCGAAGCAGCUGCUGUCAGAGUUGCGCUCCACGUGGACAGCAGCAGCAGCAUCAGCAGCAGAGCUGCAGCAGCAUCGGAAGCUCUGCCACGCUGCAGCAAAUCUGCUGCUGUUGAAGCACGCUGGGGUGUAUCUCGAGUUCCCCCAAGAGGAUUGGGCCCUUUCUGCUGCUGCUUCUCUGCUGCAGCAGCAAAGCUUAAAGUCACCAGUAGAGGGCUUACAAGAACUUAUAGCCCUCACAGAAGCCCUAAGCAAUGGAUCUGAGGAGGCCCUAAAGGAAGCUGCAGCGGCUCUCAAACCCAAAACCACCGCAGGGCCAAAUGCAGCAUAA